Messenger RNA from Bufo bufo (common toad), 994 nucleotides. Its product is annotated as myosin regulatory light chain RLC-A. The record is from RefSeq and is a predicted model, not a curated record. The transcript has 4 exons. The coding region runs from base 172 to 690 and encodes 172 amino acids. Gene Ontology annotation, molecular function: calcium ion binding. Lineage: Eukaryota; Metazoa; Chordata; Amphibia; Anura; Bufonidae. Gene Ontology annotation, cellular component: cytoplasm.
UUGCAGAGUGGUACGGUCCAUCCGCUCCCUGCGCGAGUAAUGCGGAAGUGACUGUCUGGAGGCGUGGUUGUGUGCGGGGUGUUGGUCGGAGGCUGAGAACGUCUGUAGUGAGUGCAGCUCCGGUCGUGUCCGUUCAUCUCUCCUCAGUGUGCGACUAACCCCACCGCCAAGAUGUCAAGCAAAAGAGCAAAGACAAAAACCACCAAGAAGCGCCCCCAGCGCGCAACAUCCAAUGUAUUUGCUAUGUUUGACCAGUCCCAAAUCCAGGAAUUUAAGGAAGCCUUCAAUAUGAUCGAUCAGAAUCGGGAUGGUUUUAUUGAUAAGGAGGAUUUGCACGAUAUGCUCGCUUCCCUUGGUAAGAACCCUACAGAAGAAUAUUUGGAAGCGAUGAUGAAUGAAGCACCCGGACCCAUUAACUUCACCAUGUUUCUUACCAUGUUUGGAGAGAAGCUGAAUGGUACAGAUCCAGAGGAUGUGAUCAGAAACGCGUUUGCGUGCUUUGAUGAAGAUGGUAUUGGUCAUAUACCAGAAGAAUAUCUAAGAGAGCUGCUGACCACAAUGGGAGACAGAUUCACAGACGAGGAGGUGGACGAGCUGUUCAGAGAAGCACCGAUUGACAAGAAGGGCAAUUUCAAUUACAUUGAGUUUACACGCAUCCUGAAACACGGCGCUAAGGACAAGGAUGAUUAAGUCUUUGCCUUGGUCUCCACUGUAGCUUUCUGCUCUGAGUUCCUUCUCCUGGUAGAUCUGUGCAUGCAUAUAGCUCUGUAAACCUUCUUUGUGUAUUUAUGGAUUUAUUCCAAGCCAGUAUGGCGUACGCACAUCUAUAAGCAAACUGGAAACCGAAGAUGUAAUUGUAACAUUUUACUAGGAAGUAUAAAGAAUUGCUGCACAGCAGACCAAAUGAUUCUGUUUUUCGACUCAAGCUGGAUUUUUUGCAAUUUUUGUAAAAAAAAGAAAAAAAAAUUUAAAAUGAAAAUAAAGAACUGUCUAU